ACUGUACAAAGAAAGAGUUACAUUAUAUCGUAGACAUUUGGUGUUACUUAUUCUUGUGUCAUGCACAAUGAUGAUUAGUGAACUCAUAUUUCAACAGGCAAUAUUUAAUGCCUUUUUUCAUGAAAUAAUCACUUACAAUUUGAAAAUUACACUGCUAAAAACUCACUCAACAAACAAAUCAAUAAUCAUUAAGUUACACCAUUUGCACUUAGCGUUAAAGCUGAGUCUUUAUUGGAGAAGGGCAGAGCAACACAGUGGGCACCAGACCAGAGCAGAACAGAAACUGUCUUCUUAUACAUAACCAGAACAAAUCACUUCUUUUCCUAAUGUAAAGCAUUAUGUUGCAAUACACCUUUUUGUUUGACCUAACACGCACUAAUCUGCUAUUCCAGUCUCUUGAUUUUCAAAUUCCAUUGCUGGAAACCUCCAGAUUCAGGCAUUCCAAUAAUAAAAAAGCAAGAUGUCCGUUACAAAUCUCAGCUUUUUACUUAAACAUCAAUUGCAUUGUUGGGAUAACAUUUUGUUUGACUGCGGUUGCGUGAUGUAUGUGUAAAUGUGCCCAUACACAUCUCUGUUGUGACUUGUGGAACUUGAUGAGCUGGUUUUGGUCAUGGCCCUUCACUAAAUGGGAGGGGGCAGAGGAUGGACUGGGGAGGGAUUUGACGAGCUGUGAAGAAGCCAAAAGGAUAUAAAGGAGGUGUGGAAAACAGUGAUAAUAAGAGUGCGAGAAAUAGGAGUUCCAUAGCAGAAAUCAUAUACGUUUCAUUUAUGUUCAUCGACUUCGGAGUGUUGCGCCCACACCUGUACCAGCAAUGGAUUCGUUUAAGACUCUACUCAAGUUCCUCACCAAUCAGAAGUCCUCUAUCGGGUACUGCUUCAUGGCUGCUGUGACAAUAGGUAGUGAACGAAUUUUUGCCGUGGUGUCUUUCCAUUGUCCAUGCAACCGUAGUCAGAAUUUUGCCUAUGGAUUAACUUUUCUGCUUGGCCCUGCUGUUGUCUUGCUGAUGAUUGGUCUCUUUGUUUGCACACGUCUUUGGCGGUUAUAUACAGGGUGUUGUCUCAACCCUUCCAAACUCUGCCCCAGGGGUAACUUCAUGGGAUGCACAAAAGUGAUUGUAAAAGUGCUGUCUGGAGCCUGCAUGGCCCCUGUCAUGUGGCUUAGUGUAGCACUGUUAAAUGGAACUUUUUAUGAGUGUGCUGUUAGUGGCCUGGAUGAAAAUGUGGUGGUGCAAAUUAUCUGCAAAAACAAGACCCGUAUAUGCCAGGACGAGUUGCCCAGAGUGCCCUGCAGCAAGUCCCAGCUUCCUGAGAAAGAAAACACGGAACUGCUGUUGAUGUUGAGAGCCCAGUCACAGAUCCUCGGCUGGUCCAUCAUUAUCAUAUCGGCAACAGUUUUGCUAAUUGGGAAUUGCUUUAAAAACUGUCGCUCUCAAGUAAGCUACCUUCAGUUAACUUUCCAGAAGAUCUACAUGGAGAAGGAAAAGGAACAGUUUGAGUUGUUUGCAGAAAACUAUGCUACCAAACUGGCAGAGAGAAACCUCAAGAGUUUCUUCGACAACAAAAGUCCCGAACCUUUUCCCUUACCAAAUCACAAGGCCUGGAAGGAGAUCUCUACUAUAUACACUUUUAAGAAAUACGAACAAUACUACAGCACACUGCAGAGAUAUGUAGAGUGCACUUAUCUUGACAGCCCUGAGAAGCAACUUUUUAUGGAGGGGGAAGAUGGCAAAGAGGUGGUAUAGAACACUACAUGGACUGGUAACUUUAGAGAGAACAUUUUUAAGUUGACCUGGAAGACAAAAAGCCACUGUGAAUCAAGACAGAAUUACAUUUUUGUUUGGUAGCUAUACCUGUUCUGACAGUUUUUGGAAAUGUUGUUUUACCCAUUGAGGAAGUGGUCGUAGUACUAUUCAAACUUUGUGUAAUUUAAUACUUUUAUAUCAGUAAACCAACACAGGCCUCAAGCCCUAGGGGUUUCACACAUUUGAGCGACACUUUUAGUAACAACAUCCAAUUUGGAUAGCAUACUACUAAAAAUGUCAAAAAAUGAAUCACAUUCUCAGGGCAAUUGUCAUUUAGCCCUUGUGCUAGGGCUGGACGAUUAAUCAAAAAGUAAUCGAAACCGAAAUUUAGAACCUCUAACCGACGUAAUUUUUCCAUGUCGGUUAUUUCGAUUAUUUCCUGUUAAUACUUCCCCCUUAAAAGCGCGUGUAGCCACAUGAUUCUGCCAGUCAGUGGCAUAAAAGCAAAACACGGAGGUGAACGCCGGUUCAACACAUAGUGAUGGUGCGCGAGCGAUGAGCCUUGAGUCUUUGUCAGUUGUAUUUGUUUCAUGGUUUGGACGUUCAAGCAAUUAGACGAUGGGAUGUGUAUUAUUAUAUAGAGCUACCAUGUUCACGCAGCUGCAUAGCUAUGAAGAUCGUGCGCACGGAGGAAUGCAGAUGUCAGCGCUGUCCUGUGAUUUAUCACUAAAGUAUCUUCGAAUCUCAAAACCUAUUAUAACAUAUUUUUCUACAUUUGAAGGAACUAGGCUAUUUACAACCCCCAGCUUCACAAAAAAUAUAACAGUCAGAGACGGUAUGACUAAUUCAAACACGCAAUCACUCGUACUGGUACUGUUUACCUUUAAUCUUUAUUUAUCUCUUACACCGAGCAAUAAUAUGUAAGAAAUUUUACGAACAUAGAUAAAAUAACUGCUGAUAGUGAGCUAUGAUCGUUCUUUCAAUAGGAAAAAAUAUCCCAACUUUAAUAGUCGAUCUCUACCGUCUGGCUGAGGCCAGUAUAAAAAGACGCUCAGGACAGUUGACAGAACGCUGCUGCGUGUCGUCGUGAAAGCGUAUAAUUUUCACGUUAUUAAGCCUUGCCACUCUGCAAAUGUAACCAUUCAAAAGACUUUAAAGCAUUCAAACACAAGACUCGGAAAAGCUGAACUGAAUAGCUGGUUACUCGUGUGCUGUGCUGUCAGUCAGUUAUGUCUUAAGUUAAAGUAAACAGUUGAGAAAAAAAAUCGUAUUUGUAUUAUAUUGUAUGCAUUCAUUGUCUCUUAAAGUGACCGCGCAUUAUAGGGCUUGGGCGCCGCGUUGC
Carassius auratus (goldfish) is the source of this 3084-nucleotide messenger RNA. RefSeq names its product calcium homeostasis modulator protein 5-like. Lineage: Eukaryota; Metazoa; Chordata; Actinopteri; Cypriniformes; Cyprinidae. Bases 813 to 1742 code for a protein of 309 amino acids. The transcript has 2 exons. Gene Ontology annotation, molecular function: monoatomic cation channel activity. Gene Ontology annotation, cellular component: plasma membrane. The record is from RefSeq and is a predicted model, not a curated record.